Hemiscyllium ocellatum (epaulette shark) is the source of this 16413-nucleotide messenger RNA. Its product is annotated as dynein axonemal heavy chain 6-like. Gene Ontology annotation, molecular function: dynein light intermediate chain binding; minus-end-directed microtubule motor activity; ATP hydrolysis activity. Gene Ontology annotation, biological process: microtubule-based movement. The transcript has 89 exons. The record is from RefSeq and is a predicted model, not a curated record. Gene Ontology annotation, cellular component: dynein complex. NCBI's taxonomy places the organism in Eukaryota, Metazoa, Chordata, Chondrichthyes, Orectolobiformes, Hemiscylliidae. Bases 1 to 16413 code for a protein of 5470 amino acids.
AUGUCUAUCCUUUCACUACAGGAUGCCACAAUUCCAGCGGAUGACCGAGGAGACUUUCUGUACUGUCUAUUAAGAGCUCAGGAUGACCCAAAAGCUCGUUACAAUCCGUAUGAUCUGCAAGUUGUUUCUGCAACCAGAGCCAAAUCGUACAAACAAUACUGGACAAUUAGUGCAUCCUACGUAUCCAAGUUGGAAAAGAUGAAACCACCUCUGUGGGGAUUAGGAGUCGUGGCCCUGAGGGCUCAGAACCUGGCAGACCAUGGAUUGCUGCAAGCCUUCAAUAGGCAUUUGAGUAAUGCCAGGCUCCCAAGCAGGGAGAACAAAAGACAGUACCAAGUGGUGACUGCUGUUGAAAAUAUUUUUGACAUGGAACCAGGAGCCUUUGAUGCUGGUGAAAUCACAGGCAGUCAACAAUACUUGACGGAAAUAAUCAUGUAUGAUCCUUGUAUCAAGGCUACAUCCAUUCCGGAUUUGGAGGUUUCGUUGACACUAGAUGGAGGGGAGCACCUGUGGUUUCGGUCAGGCCUUUGGACUGUUCUGAGAGGCCAGAUUACUUCUGUGUAUGAAAAAGGUGGAAUAGAAAGCAUCCCUGUCAUGGAGUGGUUGGUUGAAAGGUGUCAUUUCUACAGGAUCUAUCAGCUGCCUGUCUUCCUAAAUUUCAGAUGUUGGAAAGCUUUUAAUGUCUGGAAAGUCAAUAUCCGUAACUUAAAGACCAGCAACAGCAGGAUGAUUAUGACAAAGCAACUGUUUCUCGCCGAUGAAAUCUUUCGACGUUGUCUGUAUUAUAUCCGUGCCCUGUGUGAAAAUGCCAGCUCGAGCAAUGGAGGUCUGGGAACUGGUGAAGAUGCUAUUGUCUUUGUGAAGUUGGAUGGAACGAAUACCUAUUCAUGUGAGGAGUUUGCUGAAAUCCAAUCUGAACAGUGUAACCAUGCACUGAAGAAGCUUUGUGAACUCAGAUACAAAAUCAUUCAAUCGGUCAAAGAGGCCUGUCUGGAGAAAGCCAAAAUGGAAGGAUUUGGGAAUGUAUUCCGAGCAGAGCCCGGUGAUUCCAUUGAAAGGCCUGUAUUGACUGAAAUUAUUGAGUCCAGACCACUCCUUGCACUGUUCUUCAAGUUCCUGAAGCUCAUGGACCACCUGUUCCAGGAGCUGGUCUGUCGCCUGGUUAAAACUGCCGUUCAACUUUUAUUGGAUGCCUUGACUGAUUCAUAUAUGAGGACCUCAACAGAUGAGAGAAGGAAUGAGGAAUUGCUGAGCACACUGCCAACCCAUUCAAGAGCCUCCCUGGGCAAGCACCUGCAUGUCAUGCAAGGUUCUAAAGGUCUUAGCAGUCUCGAGAGCUUGGGCGCUAUUGAAAAACAGUCCACCACUGCCAGUGGAAUGGAUGUAGACCAGGUAAUCAAAGACUUUGAAAAACACACAAAGAAGAAAAUGGCACCGGUGUUCAUUGUAAAUGUGAUCCUUGACAUUCCAUCGAAACAUGAAAUCCAUUAUCAAAGCAGUACAAAAUCUAAAUGUCGAUCCGUUAAUCGAGUGUGCAAGCCUGAUAAAAACGAGACUUUAGAACAGUCACGGAUUUCUGAAGAUUCAAGGGAAUUGGAUUGUACUUUGGAUCCAACAGGCAAGCUGAUUGCCUUCAUCGAUGAGCCUCGCUUGUCCAUGUUUCACUCCCAUUCUCUGCAUGAACUGAAACUCUCUGAUGAGAGGGAACUGGAAACAAAGCAGUCCAAGGAAAAGAAGCUGUUGCUCAACCCUGACAGACUGUUUGGGCAAGACCCACACUACCAGAACCAACUUGUUGAAUUGAAUAACUUGAUAAAUGCGGCCAUGGUGCAUGUGAGAACGUACAGUCAAAGCUUUGAACGUUUCUGUAUCAUGGUGGAGCAAGCUAUGGAGUUGGACUUUGAGACUUCUAUGAAGCAGCAUGACUGGACUCCACAGGAAUUCAGGAUCAUGUUGCGGGUGUACAAUGAGCACAUAAUGGACAUGAGAAACAUGACCGUGGAGAGACGUGUGCGCAUGAUAAAGGUGUUAAGCCGACAGUUCCAGGCAGACUGCCUGCCCUAUUCCGAAGCAGUGGUCAAAGCUUUGCAAGCCCAUAUGAUAAAUUAUGCUCACAAGAAGAAUCUUGGGCUGAUGGCUGUCAUUGCAGAUGCUAUCCAAAGACUUGAAAAGGAACCAGACACUAUUGAUUUGUUUGGGGAGCACCUGAUGUUCUUGUCUCACAUCGGGGCAGAUAUGCCCAUGUUGGAGAAAGAGUUUACAGCUGUGACUCAAUUUUAUACCAUUGCCAAAGAGUUUAGUGUCCCUGUCCCUCCUGAGGAACUGGCUCUCUACCACAUCUUGAUUCCCAGUUUCCAGAACUUAAAAUCCAGUGUACUCUACUCUGAGGCCAUGAAAGACAGGAACAUCAUCAAGUUCCAAGCUAAUCUGGAGGAUGACAUCAGUAACCUUUACUAUGAAUUGCUACAAGUGAAAUAUAAGGUAAGAAAUCCCACACUUCUCCAGUCAGAGACAUCUCCACAAAAAGCCCUAGAAGACAUUAAUGCCUUGAUGGCUGAAAUCUCAACAAUAGCCAAUAAGGCACGAAGCUACAGCAACUAUCAAGAUCGUUUCUGCACUACGGACAACACAGGCACCUCCACUGCCAGCAGUAUUCACACCUUACAGAAGUGUGGAGGGAAGAGCACUCAGGCUCUGAAUGUGCUGCUGUCUGAAACUGAGUAUGAGUUAAUGUUGAGGAAACUGCUGUGGGAGUCGAAGGGUGAAUGGGAGAAGCUCUACUCGCAUUGGACUGACACAUUGUUUAAUGAACUGAAUGUGGACACGAUUCAAAAGGAUGUCAACAGGUUCACACAGACAAUCUACAUGUUGGAAAAAGGAUUGCCAGCGAAUGAUAUCGUUCCUCUCCAGAAACAGGCUGUCUUUGACUUUAAAGAGACACUCCCGGUCAUUGUGGCAUUGAGGAACCCCUAUCUGGAAUCACAGCAUUGGGAAGCCAUUGAAUACACCAUUGGUCGAUCAAUCAAGGACAGAAACCUCACUCUGGACAACCUCACUAAGCUGAGGAUAUUCCAGCGAAAGGAAGCAAUUGUUAACAUCUCUGCUCUAGCUAGUAAUGAAGCCACUCUCAAAGACAUGCUGGAGAAGGUCAGCAGCCUAUGGAAACACACCAGCUUCAAGCUGGUGACUCAUCAGGUGGACACUUACACUGUAUUAAUCAUUGGGUCGACGGAGGAGAUUGUCGCUCAGCUCGAGGACAGUUUAAUCACCAUUUCCACCAUUAAGGGUUCACGUUAUGUGGAACCAAUCAAGAAAGAGGUGAAUGAAUGGGACCGGAAACUUAAUAUUAUGGCAAAUACACUGGAAGAACUGAUGACCUGUCAGCGGAACUGGCUGUACCUGGCUCCCAUUUUCCAAGCUCCUGAUAUUCAAAGGCAACUGGCUACAGAAACCAAACUGUUUGGCCACAUUGAUGCUGCAUGGAAUGAGAUGAUCAUUAGAAUUCAGAAUAACUCGAAUAUUCUGAAGAUAACCACCACAUCAGGGGUUCUUGAGCUUUUACAGACCACCAAUGCCAACUUGGAAAAGAUACUGAAAUGUCUUGAGGAUUACUUGGAAGCCAAAAGGAUCGCUUUCCCACGUUUUUAUUUCCUUAGCAACAGUGAACUGCUGGAUAUCCUGUCUCAAAGCAAAACCCCUGAGGCUAUACGGCCCCAUUUGGCCAAAUGUUUUGAAAAUAUCAGAUCUCUGGAGAUUGUGAAGCAAGCGACCAGACCUCCCAUUGUGGUAAUGAUCAAGUCUGCAGAAAAUGAGAAUCUUCCCAUGCCAAGGAAUGUUCGGAUUAGGGGACCCAUUGAACAAUGGCUGGGAAAUGUGGAAAGUUCCAUGUAUGAGUCUGUGAAAAAGCAUCUCCGGAUGGGAAUACAGGACUGGAAAGUAACACAAUUCAAAGAGUGGGUGCUGUGUCACCCAGGACAGGUUGUUGUCACUGUGAGUCAGAUAAUGUUCAGUCGGAAAUGUAAGAAGUGUUUCAAUGGACCCAGACCGCACAGCCAAUUGCAGAAUACCCGUCUGGUGCUGAUCAGUAGGCUGGAUGCAUUGGCAGAGCUCAUGUCUACACCACUGCAGCCUUUCCAGGAAACAGUGCUCGAGACUCUCCUGACCAUCAACGUGCACUGUCGCGAUGUGCUGAGUGAGCUUAUUGACAAGAAGAUUGUCAGAGAAGACGACUUUGAAUGGAUCAGGCAGCUGCGCUAUGAGUGGAACAUGCAAAACAACACUUGCUAUGUGGUCCAGGGCAACAGCUCCUUCACCUAUGGCUAUGAGUAUCUCGGCUGCUCGCGCCGAUUAGUAAUCACGCCACUCACUGACCGCUGCUGGCUAACUCUGACUGGAGCCCUGCACCUGAACCUUGGAGGCUCUCCUGCGGGACCAACAGGAACUGGCAAAACAGCAACUGUGAAAGACCUUGCCAAAGCUCUGGGAAAGCACUGUGUUGUCUUCAACUGCUCUGAAAGUCUGGAUUACAAGAUGAUGGGGAAAUUGUUCUCCGGAAUGGCUCAGUCUGGAGCAUGGUUCUGCUUUGAUGAGUUUAAUCGGAUUGACGUGGAAGUGCUGUCUGUGACCGCCUCACAAAUCCUCACCAUUAAGGCAGCCAAAGACAGUGAAGCUAUGAGAUUUGUGUUUGAAGGCAGAGAAAUCCGAUUAAAUAAAUCCUGCAGUUUCUUCGCGACUAUGAACCCUGGAUACGAAGGACGAGUUGAACUCCCGGACAACCUGAAAUCCUUAUUCCGCCCAGUGGCAAUGAUGGUGCCUGAUUACGAGCUAAUUGCAGAAAUCAUGCUGUUCUCUGAGGGCUUUAAAUCAGCCAAGUCCCUCUCAGGAAAGAUUGUUAAUGUAUAUCAGCUGGCCAGCAAGCGGUUAUCCCAACAGGACCACUAUGACUUUGGACUGAGGUCCAUAAAGUCUGUGUUAGUGAUGGCAGGACAGAGGAAGAGAGCAGCUGAGAUUCAAAAUCCUGAGAUGCCCACGAGCCAGAUUGAUGAAUCACACAUUCUCAUCCACGCUUUGAAGGAUGCGAAUCUCCCCAAGUUCCUGGCUGAAGAUGUCCCCUUGUUUGAAAGCAUUCUAGAAGAUCUCUUCCCAGGACUGACUUCACCCAAAGAAGAAACUCUCUCAUUGCAGAAAGCCAUAGCCAUGGCAACUGCGGAGCUGGGAUUUCAGCCCUGGCCAAGCCAAGUGGAGAAGGUCAUCCAACUGUACAGCCAGAUUUUGGUGCACCCUGGAGUGAUGCUGGUAGGCCCCUCAUGUGGAGGAAAGACAACAGCCAGAAAUAUCCUACAGAAAGCCUUGAUCAUUUUACCGAGCAUUGCUGCAGACACUGACAGCACAUCAUACUUGAGCCCUGUGGCUAAGAGAGGCAAAUUAGAAACCUUCACCAUCAACCCCAAGUGCAUCACUCUUGGGGAGUUGUAUGGGCAUGUGGACCCACACACAAUGGACUGGUCUGAUGGCUUGCUGGCUCAGGCAAUGAGGAGGUUUGCAAAUGACUUACAAAAGGAGUAUGACAGCAAUUUGGAAAUGAAGAUGCUUUCAACUACUAUCGUGAAUGUUGACAGAAAAUGGACUGAUUUCCAAGAUAUUAAGAGCCUAGAAACUGAAGAUGUUACAGCCAUGUCCAGCUGGCGAUGGAUAAUCAUGGACGGCCCAGUAGACACGGUGUGGGUGGAAAACCUCAACACAGUACUGGAUGACACCCGGACUCUUUGUUUGUCCAAUGGGGAACGCAUCAGAUUGCCACGAGGCCUGACGCUCCUCUUUGAAGUGGACAGCCUUUCCCAAGCUAGCCCUGCCACAAUCAGCAGAUGUGCCAUGGUUUACAUGGACCCGGUCGAUCUUGGCUGGCGGCCUUAUGUUAGUACCUGGCUAGAAAGGCUCCCAGAGGAGUUACCUGGCAAGGCGAAGGAAUACCUCCAGACACUCUUCGACAAAAGCAUUACAGCAGGCCUGCAAUUUGCAAGAAGCCAUCGAAAGUUGCAGCAAUUUGCUGUCACAGACCUGGGGAUUGUGAUGACUCUUUGCCACCUGUUACAAUCUUUUCUGGAUUUCAUGAGCAGGAAUGGUGGCUUCGGAGUCAGUGAUAGCACUGCACCCAAUGAAGAAACCAAGGGAACAGAUGGGCUUCCAAAACAGGAUGUGGAAGGCAGCUCGGGAACCAGGUCUGACAAGUGGUUUUUAGAGAAGAAACCCAACAAGCUGCCUGGCCUCCUGGCCAAGCUCUACACGUUCUGUUUUACCUGGGCGGUCGGCGGCUGCUUGAAACGUGAGGACGAUUACGAGGAAGAAGCUCUCAUUGGCUUCAGUGACAGGAGCAAGGAGGAUGAGGCCAUCAAAGUCACGCUGGACUUCAACACUUUGGUCCAAAACCUGUUCACAGGACCAAGCCCACUCUCGGUUACAUUUCCACUUGGAAACGCGACUGUCUUUGGAUAUUUUGUGGACAUGCAAACUGGACAGCUUGUAUCCUGGGACAAAUUGGUUCCAUCCACACAGGAGCUUAUUUCGAAAGGGGUGCAGUUAUCAAGUCUUGCUGAAGCAGUCAUGACCGGAGUUCCCAAAUCAAGACGACCCAAUCAGGAAAAUCUCGUGUGUACGGUUGACACUGUGCGGUACUCCUUUAUAACCAGCCUGCUGCUCCUCAACAAAUGCCCUGUGCUGCUUACAGGUGAAUCUGGGGUUGGCAAAUCUGCUCUCAUUGAGGAAAUGCUUUCAAAGCUUCAGAAACCCAAAGGUUCACUGAUCCAAAAAAAGACUAUCCUUGGGAACAUCUUCCUUUACAACGAGAUGAAACAUGAGAGCAGCCUGGUUGCUGGCAUCAGCCAUCUCACUGAAGGCUUCAGCAGAGAGACAGACCCUGCAUCAGUCUGCAUCGAUGGAGUUUGCAGUGGCCAGCGAGUCGAGUUCUUGAGGAGGUACAGUGUUCCCACUGACAGCAAGGCCGGCAGAAACACCAAGGAGGUGCUGGUAACAACCAUGUUGUUCAGCACUCAGACUACAUCAGCCCAAACCCAGGCACAGAUCCUCAACCAACUGGUGAAGAAAAGCAGAAAUCGCCGGAUUCCACCAAAGAACAAGAAGGUAAUUGUGUUUCUGGAUGACCUGAACAUGCCAGCUAUUGAACAAUACGGAGCACAGCCUCCACUCGAACUGAUCCGUCAAUUCCUGGACCUUGGAGGUUUCUUCGAUAUUAAGAAGCUCAAAUGGUUGCGUGUGGAAGAUGUGACUCUGGUCGCUGCAUGUGCUCCCCCGAGUGGUGCUCGCACUGAACUCAGCCAAAGGCUUCUCAAACACUUCAGCAUCUUCACCCUGCCCCAGCCUUCCACCAACUCACUGCAACACAUUUUCCAGGUACAAGUUGGAUGUCACCUGGAAAGCCAAAACUUCCUGCCAGUGGUGCGGAAGUGCCGAGAGCUGUUAGUGACUGCUGCCAUUGCUAUUUACUAUAAGAUGUGCCGUCAAAUGCUGCCCACUCCAGUCAAACCCCAUUAUACAUUCAACAUGAGAGACCUGGCUAAGGUAAUCCAGGGCCUGCUGCAGGCUCAUGAAUCUGAAAUCGCUUCCAGAGAGAAGACAAUCAUUCUGUUUGCACACGAAGUGAGCAGGGUUUUCCACGAUCGGCUCAGUGACGAAAAAGACAGGCAGAUGUUUUAUACUUUCCUCUCAGACGAUCUCCACAACUACUUCAAGGUCGAUUUUGAUGUUCUGCUGCACAAACUCCUUCCCCAGACAGAUAUUCCAGAAUUCCUGCCUAUCAGCCUCAGCGACCUGCUUAUACUCACCACACCUGGAGUGUUUUACAACACCAUGAUUGAAAUAAACUUCAGAAAACAAGCCAUAAACUUCAUGAUAGUGAAGGUCAAAUUCAAUGGAAAGUGCAGGAGGGCAUCGCAGGAGCAGUACCAGGCAGACCUGAAGAUGAGGCACCAAGCUGGUGAACAGGAUUACUUCGAUGUCAACCAGCAUCAGCACCAGUCCUGGAGAAACUCAGCAGGACCCGGGAAACCUGGUGCGAUGGUGCAGUUCCCUAUCCCUGAUCGCGGGAACCCCAUUCCGAAGGUGCAGUUCCUGAUCCCCAAUCCCGGGAACACCGUUCUGAUGAUGCAGUUCCCUAUCCCCGAUCGUGGGAUCCCCGUUCUGAUGGUGCAGUUCCUGAUCCUUGAUCCCGGGAACUCUGGUCCAAUGGUGCAGUUCCCUAUCCCCGAUCACUUGAACCACAUUCCGAUGAUGCAGUUCCCUCUCCUGAUCGCGGGAACCCGGUCCGAUGGUGCAGUUCCUGAUCCCCAAUCCCGGGAAUCCCGGAACCCUGGUCCAAUGGUGCAGUUCCUGAUCCCUGAUCUCGGGAACCCUGGUCCAAUGGUGCAGUUCCCUAUCCCCGAACCCAGGAACCCCGUUCUUGUGGUACAGUUCCCUAUCCCCGAUCCCAGGAAUUCCGGUCCGAUGGUGCAGUUCCUGAUCCCCGAUCCCGGGAGCACAGGUCUGAUGCUACAGUUUCCUAUCCCCGAUCCUGGGAACCCCAUUCCGAUGGUGCUGUUCCCUAUCCCCGAUCCCGGGAACCCCGUUCCGAUGGUGCCAUUGCCGAUCCCAGAUCCCGGGAACCCCAUCCCGAUGGUGCCUUUCCCAAUCACAGAUCGCGGGAACCCCAUUCCGAUGCUGCAGUUGCCUAUCCCCGAUCGCGGGAACGCAUUCCGAUGUUCCCUACCCCGAUCGCGGGAACGCGUUCCAAUAGUGCAGUUUCCUAUCCCCGAUCCCGGGAACCCCAUUCCGAUGGUGCAGUUCCUGAUCCACGAUCCCGGGAACCCUGUUCUGAUGGUGCAGUUUCCUAUCCCAGAUCCCAGGAACCCCGUUCCAAUGUUGCAGUUCCCUAUCCCCGAUCCCGAGAACCCUAUUCCAAUGAUGCAGUUUCCUAUCCCAGAUCCCAGGAACCCCGUUCCAAUGAUGCAGUUCCCUAUCCCCGAUCCCGGGAACCCCGUUCCGAUGGUGCAGUUCCUGAUCCAAGAUCCCGGGAACCCUAUUCCAAUGAUGCAGUUCCCUAUCCCCGAUCCCGGGAACCCCGUUCUGAUGGUGCAGUUCCUGAUCCACGAUCCCAGGACCCCCAUUCCGAUGGUGCAGUUCUCUAUCCCUGAUCCCAGGAACCCCGUCCGAUGGUUCAGUUCCCAAUUUCCGAUCCCAGGAACCCCGUCCGAUGGUUCAAUUCCCAAUUCCCAAUCCCAGAAACACCAUUCCGAUAGUGCAGUUCCCUAUCCCCGCUCCCGGGAACCCUAUUCCAAUGAUGCAGUUCCCUAUUCCCGAUCACGGGAACCCCAUUCCAAUGGCGCAGUUCCCUAUCCCCGAUCCCGGGCACCACGUUCCGAUGGUGCAGUUCCCUAUCCCCGAUCCCGGGAACCCUGUUCCGAUGAUGCCGUUCCCGAUCCCAGGAACCCCGUCCGAUGUUCCCUAUCCCGAUCCCGGGAACCCUGUUCCGAUGAUGCAGUUCCCGAUCCCGGGAACCCCGUUCCGAUAGUGCAGUUCCCUAUUCCCGAUCCCGGGAACCCCGUUCCGAUGGUGCCGUUCCUGAUCCCCGAUCCCGGGACCCCCGUUCCGAUGAUGCCGUUUCCGAUCCCCGAUUAUGGGAAUCUUGUUCUGAUGGUGCAGUUCCCUAUCCCCGAUCCGGGGAACCCCGGUCUGAUGGUGCAAUUCCCUAUCCCCGAUCGUGGGAACCACAUUCCGAUGGUGCAGUUUCCUAUCCCCGAUCCCGGAAACCACAUUCCGAUGGUGCAGUUUCCUAUCCCCGAUCCCGGGUGCCCCGUUCCGAUGCUACAGUUCCCGAUCCCAGAUCGCGGGAACCCCGUUCUGAUGGUGCAGUUCCUGAUCUUCGAUCGCGGGAACCUCUUUCCGAUGGUGCAGUUCCCGACCCCUAAUCCCGGGAACCUCGUUGCGACGGUGCAGUUCCUGAUCCCCGACCCCAGGAACCCCGUUCCGAUGUUCCUGAUCUUCUAUCCCAGGAACCCUGGUCCGAUGGUGCAGUUCCAGAUCCCUGAUCCCGGGAACUUCGUUGCGACGGUGCAAUCUCCUAUCCCUGAUCCCGGGAACCCCGUUCCGAUGUUGCAGUUCCCUAUCCCCGAUCCCAGGAACCCCGUUCUGAUCGUGCUGUUUCCUAUCCCCGAUCCUGGGAACCCCAUUCUGAUGGUGCAGUUUCCUAUUCCCUAUCCCGGGAACCCCGUUCCGAUGUUGCAGUUUCCUAAUCCUGAUCCCGGGAAACCCGUUCCGACGGUGCAGUUUCCAAUCCCCGAUCCCGGGAACCCCUUUCCGAUGGUGCAGUUUCCUAUUCCCGAUCCCGGGAAUCCCGUUCCGAUGGUGCGGUUCCCUAACCCCGAUCUCGGGAACCCCGUUCUGACGGUGCAGAUUCCUAUCCCUGAUCCUGGGAACCCCGUUCCGAUGGUGCAGUUAUUGAUCCCUGAUCCAGGCAAACCCGUUCCAAUGGUGCAGUUCCCAAUCCCAGGAAGCCUGGUGAAGUGGAGCCCUGCUCAGUUAAUCGACAAUUCUUUUCUAUUUGGAGAUUUUCUGGAAAUCUAUGUCCCGAGCAACAAUAGAAUCUACAGACAGAUUACAAAUAUGAACAAACUGGAAAAUGUCCUGGCCAAUUUCCAUUUCAGGCACAGCUCCACAAAUCUGAAAGUCUCUCACCCCGUGUUCUUUAAAGAAGCUGUGGAACACAUUGUCCGAGCAGCCCGAGUGUUCAGUCAACCUGGGGGACACCUGAUGAUGGUGGGAGUGGACAGUACGGGCAAGUUAACCAACUCCAGCCUGGCCUGCUACGUUGCAGACUGUGAGCUUGCUGUGCUUUCCAUUCGACAGGAUUACAACCACAGCGACUUCCAGGAGGAACUGAAGAAAUUCUUCAAACGGACGGGUGUCAACGGUGUGAAGACUGUCCUGCUGCUGACAGACGAGGAUCUCAUCAAGGAGACAUUUCUGGAAGAUUUGAACUGCCUUGUACAUUCAGGCCAAGUCCCAGGCCUGUUUGACAACGAAGAGUUGGACAACAUCAUUGUGGAACUGAAGAGCCAGAAGAGUGAGGGCAAUCUGCCUGACAACAGGGCCGCACUGUACCAGUUCUUCCUGCAGCGUGUUCAGGAGAGGCUCCACAUCGCCCUGGCGGUCAGCCCUGCCGGCUCCAAGUUCCGCCUGCGCUGCCGGAUGAACCCCUCGCUGGUGAACUGUUGCACCAUGGACUGGUACGACAAAUGGCCGAAAGAGGCGCUGCUCAGAGUGGCCAGCACCUACUUCACACAAGUGGACUUUGAUGAGAACGGAGAGGCGUUAAAGAGCAGUGUGACCACGGCAUGUGUCAGCAUUCACAACAGUGUGUCAGUGGCAGCGCAACAAUUCUGGCAGCAAAUGAGGAGGUACUACCACGUCACGCCUAGCAAAUACUUAGAGCUGAUUCACGGCUUCUCUGACCUGCUGAAGAGAAAGAGGAAAGGCAUUCUGAACUCGAGGAACCGCUUUGCGAAUGGUCUGCUGAAACUAUCAGAAGCCAGCUCAAUGGUGGGAGAGAUGCAGGAAGAGUUAGUACCACUGGGACCACAGAUCGAGCAGAAGACCAAGGAGAUUGAACAGUUAAUGCAGAAACUUAAAAGUGACACUGAGGCCAUGGAGGAGGUUCGAGCCAUAGUGAAACACGAGGAGGAGAUCAUGGCUGAGGAGACCCAGAUCGUGCAGGAAUAUGCUGAGCAAGCGACCAAUGAGCUGAAUGAUGUGCUUCCUGUUUUGGAAAAGGCUAUCGUUGCUCUCCAAGCCCUGGAUAAGAGUGACAUCUCAGAGAUCAGAGUGUACACCAGCCCCCCGACUCUGGUUCUGAAAGUGAUGAACGCGGUCUGUGUGCUGCUACAAAAGAGCCCUCAGUGGACAACGGCAAAGCUGCUCCUUGGAGACCCGAGUUUCCUGAAACAUCUCCUCCAACUCGACAAGGACAAGAUCCCGGAGAAGGUUUUCAGUCGGUUGAAGAGGUAUUCAAAGCACCCGGACUUCAACCCAGAGAGAGUGGGCACAGUGUCAACGGCAUGUCGCUCCCUGUGCCAGUGGGUGUUAGCGAUAGAGCACUACCACGAUGUCCGAAAGGCUGUGGAACCAAAGGAGCAACAUGUUCAGGAAGCCCAGGAGGCCCUGGAGAUCGCCAAGGAGAACCUGAGAAAGAAGCAUGAGAGUCUGAGGCUGAUCGAGGAUCACCAGCAUUCCCUGCAGCAGAUUUUCAAUGAGACCGUGCGGGAGAAGGAGGAAAUGGCCAAUCGCAAGCUGCUGACUGUGACCAGGCUCUCGAGGGCAUCCGUCCUGAUUACUGCUCUCAGCAACGAAAAGGACCGUUGGAAGGAAUGCCUUGAGGCGUUAGACCGCUACUAUCAGGGAAUUGUGGGAGACACCCUUCUCUCUGCUGCAAGCAUCACCUACUAUGGUCCAUUCACUGCAGACUACCGGAAGAACCUGAUGGAGGAAUGGAAAACAUUCCUGACUGUGAAUCAAAUCCCAAUGUCACCGGACUAUUCCCUCAUCCCAGCAACGACAGAAAAAAAUGAGGUUCGCAUUUUACAGAACCAGGGUCUGCCAGCUGAUAAUUACUCCACCGAAAAUGCGGUUCUGGUGAAGAUGAGCAAUAACUGGCCGCUCCUCAUUGACCCACAGGGUCAGGCCAGAAGUUGGAUCACCAAGAUGGAAGGACCGGAGCUGCUCAUCCUCCUGGCAACAGACCCUGGCUACACCAAACUCCUGGAGAGUGCGAUUCGCAUGGGAUACCCCGUCCUCCUACACGAAUUAACGGAGCAGAUUGACCCAGGGCUGAGGCCAGUGUUAGUGCGAGAGAUUUAUUCACGAGAGGGGCAGGACUACAUCAGGAUUGGAAACAAGGAAGUCGAAUACAACUCCAACUUCAGGUUAUUCAUGACCACACGGAUCUCCAAUCCGAACUUCCUCCCUGCUGUGUGUAACCUGGUGACCCUGAUUAACUGCACAGUCACCUUCGAGGGUCUGCAGGAGCAGCUUCUAUCCCGCGUGGUGAAGCGACAGCACCCACAAGUGGAGGAGCAGCUUGGACAACUGCUGCAGAGCAUCGCGAAUGACCUGGUCACCCUGCGCGAUCUGGAGAAUAAGUCCCUCUCCUUAUUUCAGAAAACCGAGGGACAUAUUCUGGAUGACCAGGACCUCAUCGACACCCUCCAACAGUCCAAAGAAAUGUCCAAAGAGAUUAAGUUGCGAGUGGAAGCUUCAGAGGAAAAUGAGAGGAAGAUUGUGACUGCUCGCAAGAAAUAUCUGCCAAUGGCCACCCGCGGCUCGGUGAUGUACUUUGUCAUGGAUGAGCUGGCAAAGUUAAACUGUAUGUACCAGUUCUCCCUUCACUGGUUCAUGAGAAUCUUCACAGAGUCUGUCAGUGACAUGCACAAGCCCCACACCAGGAGGCCCCAGGCACGUUUCACGGGACGUAGCGGCGAGUUCAGGAAUCUAACCUCCAGCUCAGCAAAGAUGCACAUCGGCUUCAGAUCCUACUUACAGAACAUGAUGAACACACUGACCGACAACGCAUACAAGUUGGUGUGGUAUGCCUUGUUCACUGAGCACCAGCUCUGCUUCUCCUUCAUGCUGUGUAGCAGCAUUAUGAGGACCAGCGACCCGGGAAAGGAUGAGCUCAGUAACAUCGGUCACCUCGCUGAGACGGAGUGGCAGAUAUUCCUGCACUGCAGCACGCUGGCUGGUGUGGCAUCUGCUCAGGACCGACUGGAUAACCACGGAGGGGACACGUGGUUUGAACAGGGCCCUAAUGCCCAGUGGAUGACGGAGACCAUGUGGAGCCAGUGCCUGUACAUCAAUACUCAGCUGAGCUGCUUUGCACUGCUCUGUAGAUCCAUCAACACCCGUCCUGUCCAGUGGGAAAGCUUCCGAAACUCCGAGGAACCUUAUCACUACAUGAAGAGACCCUUCCACCUCCUGGGUAUGGACCCUAGACCAGGUUUUCCCCACGUCAGCAGGGAGUUGGAUCCUGAUCAGCAUCAGUUCGAGGAGCACAGGCAGCUGCUGGAUUCCACCUUCCCUUGGGAAAACCUGACCUCAUUCCAGGCUCUCAUUUUGAUAAAGAUCCUGAGGCCUGAGUGUUUGAUCGCCGCAGUGAGAGAAUUUAUUGCAGAGAAACUGGGUCCAGAAUUUCUACCGAGCCCCUCCGUCAAUCUCUGGGACGCAUUCGAUGAGACAGAUGCCUCAACGCCACUGAUAUUUCUCCUGUCGCCGGGUACUGACCCUGUCACUCAGUUGCUACGCUUUGCCAAGGAAUACUACGGCAGUACUGACCACCUGGACAUGGUCGCUCUCGGCCGGGGACAGGGCCCGAUCGCUGAAGAGCUGAUCCACAAGGCACUGGCCCAGAGAGGACGCUGGGUCUUUCUCCAGAACUGCCACCUCGCUGCCUACUUCAUGCCAACCUUACAGGCCAUUGUCGAAUCGUUCAGAAAACCAGGAAUGAACAUUGACCCGAACUUCAGGCUUUUACUGAGCUCCAAAUCGGACCACACCUUCCCCAUCUCGAUCCUACACAAAGGAGUGAAGGUCGCUGUCGAGCCCCCCCAGGGUCUGAAGAACAAGCUGCUGACCAGCUUUGGGAGCAGUGGGGUGGGGGAAGUGACAGAGAGAACGUACAUGAAGGAGAAUGUGAGCGGCAGCUGGAGGAGGCUGCUUUUCAGUCUGUGUCUCUUCAACGCCAUCAUCCAGGAGAGGAACAAGUACGGAGCUUUGGGCUGGAAUAUCCCGUACGAGUUCAGCUCUUCCGACCUGGAGGUGGCCAUUCUGAACCUGGAGAUGUUGAUUUCCCAUGAGACGGAAAUCCCGUGGACAGCAUUGCGUCACCUGACUGGGGAGGUGAUAUAUGGAGGCCGGGUGACCGAUCACUGGGACAGGCGAUGCCUCAACUGCACCCUCAGCAAUUUCUACAACCCCAACGUCCUCAGCGAAGGUUACUGCUUUUCCAGUGAUGGGGUUUAUUGUAUGAUCUUGGAGAGCAUGGACUUUUUACAGUGCAUCAGCUACAUUGAGUCCCUGCCUGACAGCGAUUCCCCAGGGAUCUUCGGGAUGCAGGAUAACGCUGAGAAAGCCUACCUCGGAAACCAAGCCAAAAGCUUCAUGACCACCAUCAAGAGUAUUGAGCCCCGGCUCAGUGCUGGGGUGCAGAUGUUCAGGGAGCAAAGGAGUGAGGGUGAGAUUGUGUUAGAGAAAGCAGACAGCAUACUGAAGAAGCUGCCGGAAACAGUGGAGGGGAUACAGGAGUCAGACGACACCGUACUGGAUAUCGCUGGUCUUCUGGCAUUACCCACGUGGACAGCAUACGUUCAGUCAGUGAAAGGCUAUGAUUCCUUGGUCAACUCUGCCCUGCUGGUUAUCCUGAGGCAGGAGAUCUCCCGAUAUAACCGGCUGCUGUCCGUGGUCUGUUCCUCGCUGCACUCCCUCUGCCUCGUCGUCAAGGGACAGAUGAUCCUGACAGACACUCUUGAGGAGACCUACAAUUCCUUCCUCAGUAUGAAGAUGCCGAAACUUUGGCAGCAACAUUCCUAUGAAUCCUGCAAACCUCUGGCCUCCUGGAUUGAUGACCUGGUUGAGCGGGUGAAUUUCUUCAGGACUUGGUCAAGGCAAUUUACUGCAACUGCUCAGAAAAGGAUCUCCUCGGAGAAAACACUGAAAUUACCCUCGAGAAAGGCAACUGAGCUUCAGGAGAUCGACCGCCCAGAACCGUAUUCCUUCUGGCUAUCGGCAUUCUUCUUCCCACAAGGACUGCUGACCGCUCUGUUACAGACCCACGCUCGCAAACACGGCCUGUCCAUGGAUAAUAUCACCUUUGUGAUCCACGUCCAGCCCUUCACCAAGCUCACCAAAGACUUCUUCAGUCUCCGCAAACACAAAUCCAACAUCUGGCUCCAAGCUUUCAAGGUGGAUAUUCGGGGAAACCGAGAGACGGGGCACCCUGACCCUGACCCUGACCCUGAACGUGCCCGUCCCCACCACCCUGUGCCCCCUGACAAUGGGGCUUUCCUUCUAGGCCUGUAUUUGGAUGGCGCCUGCUGGGACCAUGGCAACCAGGUGCUGCAGGAUUCCAGUGUGGGUCAGCGAUAUUCCGAAAUGCCGGAGAUUCUCUUCCUCCCCGUCCAGAUUGACCGGGUGUCGGCGGAGCUCUCUGGGAAGAGGGUGUAUGAGUGUCCCUUGUAUCGGACAUCCCAGAGGGCAGGAACACUCUCAUCCACCGGCCAUUCCACCAACUUCGUCAUUCCCAUCAAUCUGCCCACCCAUGUUGCUGCCAGUUACUGGGUCACCCGGGGAGUGGCACUGCUGUGCCAACUGGAUGACUGA